Messenger RNA from Branchiostoma floridae (Florida lancelet), 3487 nucleotides. RefSeq names its product ADP-ribosylation factor-like protein 13B. Lineage: Eukaryota; Metazoa; Chordata; Leptocardii; Amphioxiformes; Branchiostomatidae. The coding region runs from base 240 to 1673 and encodes 477 amino acids. The record is from RefSeq and is a predicted model, not a curated record. The transcript has 10 exons. Gene Ontology annotation, molecular function: GTP binding; GTPase activity. Gene Ontology annotation, cellular component: ciliary membrane; non-motile cilium. Gene Ontology annotation, biological process: non-motile cilium assembly; receptor localization to non-motile cilium.
ACGUUACCCCGCGAUAUGCAAAUGAGCCAUCAUAACAAUGAGAAACAUGGCGGCGUUCCGGGGUUGUGCCACGGAAAUCCACUGGAUUUCGUAAUUUUUCGCCGUUUCUGAGGAUUUUCAGUCCGUAUUACACUACUUGGCUGUCGACAAAGCUGUUGUAGAAGAUCUAGACUUAGGAAAAUCUCGUUAAGGAACUCACAAGUGUUGAACGGGGAACAAAAAUCGCCCAAACCCAGCCGAUGUUAAGCAUGAUGGGCGGCUGUCUAUCUGGGUUAUUGAACAAGGAACAGAGAAGAUCAGUAACACUCCUGACAGUAGGACUGGACAAUGCUGGCAAGACAUCCACUAUCAAAGUAGUCAGUGGAGAAAACCCAGAGGGAGUGGCGGCGACGCUAGGAUUUUCCCCGCAGGAGUUUAAACUCGGACGUUAUGACAUCACCACAAUGGACUUGGGGGGUGGGAAGGGUAUCCGUGGGAUCUGGCCACGCUACUACGCCGAGGCGCACGGGUCAGUUUUUGUGGUGGACGCCAGCGACAGAGCGCGGUUUGAGGAGGCCAGGACAGUGCUGGAGGAUUUCCUGGGGGACCCACGGAUAUCAGGGAAGCCUGUGCUGGUCCUUGCUAACAAACAGGAUGUAGAAGGUGCAGCUGAUGAGAACGAUGUGUGCAGUGUUCUGUACCUGGAACAGAUGGUCAACAAGUACAGAUGUCCAUGUAAAAUUGAACUAAGCUCCACAGCUGCAGGUUUCGGUAAGAAAGUGGACCCCAACAUCAGCACGGGUUUCCGCUGGCUGCUGGACCAGAUCGGGAAGGACUUCAGCCACCUCAGCUCCAGGAUAGAGAAGGACCUGGAGGAACAGAAGGAGAAAGACGAGCAGGAGAGGAAAGAGAGAAAAGAAAGAGUGGCAAGAGCCAGAGAAGAGAGGAGAAGAAAAGAAGAAGAGGAGGCCAGAAGAGAAGGUAGAACGAUUGAGAAGAGUGAUGAAGAAGAAGAAUUUGAAGGAAAUCCCUUCAAACCCAUGGACAGAGUAAGGGGGGAUCUCGCAAAGAGGGACCAAGAGAAGAAGGAGAGAAAGUUGAGAGAAGCUGCUGAAGGGCAAGAAAAUGAAGAGAAGAAAAAAAAGAAGAAGAAGAAAAAGAAGGCAAAAGACCAAGAUAAUGAGCAGCUGGAGAGAUUAGAAGGGAAGGAGAGAUCAGAGGAAGACACAACAACGUCGACGAGUAACAACCACUCCACCUCCCACUCCGACGCCUCGCCGCAGCAGUCGUCACGGAAAGAGGACGAGGAUGAAGGAAUUGAGAUCACGCCGUCGAACUCCGACCUCGGGCAGCAGAAAACUGAGGAGAGUAGAGAAGAGAGAAAGGAGAAGAAAAAGAAGAAGAAGCGGAAGAUGAAGAAGAACAACCGGGUUGCCCCCGGCGAUGCAGACGAACCAGAGCAGAACGACACUCCCUUCCCAUCACCCCGUGGGGCGCGCGCCAUCCUGCCACCCAUCGGUCCUCCCGGAGAGAGGAUUCUCUCCGGUCGAGCGAGCAGGAAACCGGUGCUGGAGCCGCUUACAGAACCCAGUAAUGAAGGAGUGGCAAAAUGGUCGCUAGCGGAGGACUUAGAAGAACCCACAUUGGUUAGACCCUUCAGACCAAACUCUGACGAUGCUGACAUCAUCACCUGAGGAUUGUGGGAUGGAUGAUUGACAGCUACAAGUGACUGACAGGUCGUCAAACAGUUACAUUAUUUACAGUAUGGCAUAGUUAGGAAGGGGUAGGGAAGAAGCAAUACAAAUGUAUCUUCGAAGACCUCAAGAAACAGCAAAGACUGACAGAUGUGCAGUAGAAGUGGAUUAAGUUGAGGGCAGGGGAGAGAUUUGUUGAGCCCCCAAAGGUAUAAAUUGUUGGGAUGGGGUUGUACAGUAUUGAUGUACAGUAGUGAAAAGCCCCAAAUGCGUUGUUGCGCUUCUGCUAGAUUCCUGCUUUAUACAACAGUAUUCAAGGUCCCAGAAACUUGACUAGAAAAUUAACGCUAUCCUUUCGUCAUCUUUUAUAUGAAAAUUGAUACUGCCAUCUACUGUUUCUGCUUGCAUGCAACCGUCUUAAGCACAGUUAACACUAGAAAUGUUCAUUUUGAUAAUAUUUUGAAUAUAGGUUAGAUCACGUCAUUGAUGAUUUCAUUUUACUAAAACUUUUACGAUUCUAAUCUAUGUUGUAUAUAGCUGUAAAGGUAGAUGUAUAUUGUUUGCUAUGUGUUUGCUAUGCCAAUGCAGGCAUGGAUGUGCUUUGUUUUACAGUCUGUAGUUGUGUAGACCAUAUCAGUUCUGUGACUGCCAUAGGAGAAUCUGUGGAAAUAGACACAGUGCAAUGAACAUGACUGGACUGUCAGAUGCAAUGGUAAAUACAAGUUUGCAGAUGUGCCAUAUGCACCAUUGCUUCAGCUACUUAUCGGAAUAACCAAGGAGGUUAAACCUCCUUGGAAUAGCACACUGUCAUGUGAUAAUGUUAUUUUGAACGCAUUGUGAGAAUAGUAUGGAUGCCUAACAGUAGGCAUAGCCAAAGUAAUGCUUACCAAUGUGUAAAACUUCAACCUGAAUACAUCUCAAAUAUGCCUUUUACUCAGAGUAGAAAGGAUCUAAUUCAUUCUCAGCAUUUGUCAGUUUUUGCAAUAUUUAAUGCUCUUUUCUAGUAUAAUGCACUUUUUAACAGUUUGUCUCAUUAAAAAGUGAACUUUUCAAAAGUGCAACACAUUCCUAUAUGUGGUAGAAAAGGUAUCAAAUUUUACAAAAAAGACUGAGAAUGAGCCAGAUCCUUACAUCUGCUUGGAGAUUGGGAAAUGUUGUCUUCGUAUGUUUAGCACUUCUCACCAACCAGUGGAAGAAACUUGUACGAAGUAUGAUGGGAUGCUUGUUCUGAUUGCAGAUUAUGCUUUGUCAUUAAUCCUUGCAAUUGUGUAAUACAUGUACAAGUACGUUUCAAAGUACGCAUGUUAUGGCCAGUUUACAUAUGGGACCAUCGGCGUUUAGUUGCAAUAAAACAGUUUGUCGUCAAACUACCAGAUAAUGUCGAACUGCCAGAAGCAAUAUGUGUCAGAACUAAUUUAACGAAGGUUUUCCUACCAGAGCUGUUACAAAGCAUGUAAAUCUAUGUGAGACUGUAGAUACUUGUAUAAAGACAUUACAAGAACACUUGUACAUGUUGCGCAGUAGAUGGUACACAGUACAUUACUGGUUUUAGGAGAGGAAAAAGUUGUACUGACUUCUCAAGAUGGCUAGUUGUUGUAACUCACAUGUGGACUAAAUUAAUUCUUUUCUACAAUGUUAAAAUAUGUAUAUUCAUUGUUUUAAGCUUUUUAUGUUGGCAGUUAUAGUAACCACAGUAACUAACAAUCAUGGUCUGUUACCGACAGGUACAAUGUCUUGUAAUGUGUAAGAUACUGUAAAAUGUACAUUGCUCAUGCAAUGGACUUGAAAGUAAAGAUUUUAUUGUUUGUAUGAAA